AACUUCAAUAGUAAUCACAUUCAUCAUCACUCCUCUUUUUCUCUCUCUUUGUAUGUGCCCCUUUACAACUCAUAUACAACCCUAAAAUCAAUCUAAACUCCCACUUCAUUACUCUCUUUCUUUGAUUUACAAACCCAAAUUCAAUGGAUUCUUCAGCUUCUCACCGGAAUCCUCAAAAGGGUCGUCGCCGGAAACCCAUCACAAAGCCUUCAUCAUCUUCUUCAUGGUGUUGCUCUUUUAAAAGCCCACCAAAAUCACCUGAAACCCUUUCUUUAUCUUCCUCUAAAACCCAUCUUAAAAUCGUGGGAACCACCUUUGAAUCUCUCUCAAAAUCGCUUAAUUCUUUCCCUAAUUCACCUCAGAGCUCUAAAUCUGGGUUAAGUUUAGUGGGUAGGAUUGACCCCCGUCGGAUUCUCUCUCCGGGUAGGGUUUCUCCAAUUGAUUCUGAGAUGAUCCCACCAAAAAUUAGUAAUGUGUGUCAAGAGCAGGAACUGAGUCGUGAACUGGGUUCAACUCGGAGUGUGGGUUUGGGUGAUGAGCGAGAAAAUAUGAAUGCGGGUUCGGUUUCAGGUGCGGGUGAAGAUGAAGAUGAUGAUGAUGCUGAUGGGGUUGUUGAAGAGGGUGUUUUUGAUGUGAGGUUGAGUUUAAAGGGGAAGAAUGGAGGUGGGCUCUUAGUUUUGGAGUUAAAUUCAAAAGUUUUAGGGGAAAAUAGUAAACAUUUUAGUGGUUUGAUCAAGAAUUCCAAAAGAAGGGGUGGGUUUUUUAGGAUUGAGGUUCUUGAGGUUGAGAAUUUGGGUGUCUUUAGGGAGACGAUUGAGCUAAUGUUUGAAGUAGAUAUCUCCAAAAAGCUUAUUAAGUAUGGGGCUUUUCGCGCUAUCGACAUUCUUGAGGUAUCAGCAAGCAUAAAGUUCGACAGAGGUGUUUCCUCCUGCUUAAAGUAUCUUGAGGCUGUUCCUUGGACUGAGGAAGAGGAGGAGAAGCUGAAGACUCUCUUCACAAGAUUUAGGUUUGAUGAUGCUACUAAUAACGAGAUAUUCUCUAGACUUAACCUUAAUGACUCGAAUUCUCCCCAUGAGAAUUUGGCUACCCAGAUAGUCCGUUCCAUCACCACUUGUAGCAAUACCAAAACAAGAAACGAGCUUAAACCCAUGGUUAAGGGUCUCUUAUCUAAAAGCUCCGUUUACGAGAAACAUGACUUUGACAUCACAAAGGAAGAUCUCUACUCCAUCUGUCAAUCUUGUCUAUCUUGCCUAGUUUCCCUAUUCCAGGAAGCCAGCGGCACUGCCCCUGUUAAGCAAGAUGGCAAUAAAAAGAACGAGAAAUCCUUGAUUGAAUAUAUCGCAUGGCAGGUUGAAAACAUCACUUGGUUGUUAGAAAUCUUUCUCGACCAUCAGAUUGCAGAAGAUUUUGCCGAGUUGUGGGCUCAUCAGAAUGAAUUGCUUGAAAUGCACCAAAAAGCAUCUCCCAUGGUGAGAUACGAACUAAGCCGUGUCUCAGCUGUUCUCUUUACUGCGAUAGGAACAAGGAAGCUACAAUGCCAGGCUGAAUCGAGAAUCGCACUUCUCUACUCAUGGUUUAGUCCGAUGCUUUUGGACUUUGGUUGGUUGCAGAGAUGUAGAAAAGGAUUGAACGUGAGGGAGUUAGAGGAAGCAAUGGGUCAAGCCCUCCUAACACUUCCUUUGAAAAAGCAGUAUGCAUUGUUCAUGGAAUGGUUUAGAUGUUUCUCGAAGCACGGGACUGAGUGCCCUAAUCUUAGGAACGCUUUCCAAAUUUGGUGGCGCAGAUCGUUCUUAAGAGGGUCCGAAACUCCUGCAGUUGAGUCACGAUAGGUGCGUUUAUUUGUUAGUAGUUUUCCACGUUUCGUUUUUCCCCUCUUUGUGUAAUGUUGCUAUAUUGUAGGUGUGGCUUUGUAGUGCAACUACUGUGUAAGUUUGUGUAGAAGUAGCUUCAGAGCAAGGCAUUAUUA
Molecule: messenger RNA, 1966 nt
Organism: Amaranthus tricolor (Joseph's coat)
Lineage: Eukaryota; Viridiplantae; Streptophyta; Magnoliopsida; Caryophyllales; Amaranthaceae
Product: BTB/POZ domain-containing protein At2g13690
Exons: 2
Coding region: 144-1829 (561 amino acids)
Source: RefSeq, a predicted model, not a curated record